GGUUGAGCUUUGAAUGAGGGGCCAUCAUCCCGGCGGCUCGGAGGUGAAAAAUACAGUUUAAAGUCUCUCCGGGUGAAUUUAAAAUGAACAAGCAGGCUUUUCUGACAGCUACCUGAGUGACCGUUCACCGUCCAGCGUCCUUUCCACCUCCUCGGCGGGUUUCUUUGGAUGUGCUCCUCUCCGCUACCUACAUUCUGUGCUUUCCAUCUGAUUUUCUUCCCAGGGCUCCUCAAGACCAAUGCCUUAGUUCUGACAAGACAUUACUCACAAAUACAUACAUAUAUCAAGUAGGAAUUCGGACGUACAGCCCAACACCUGUAUCACCUGUUAACCCCUCCUUCCCCCCCCCUCCCUCUUUCUCUUUACAUCAGAUUAAGAGGGGCAUCAAAACACACUUAGUUCCACAAAAACACACAAAUACACAAGCCACCAUGUCUUCCAUCCUUCCCUUCACUCCCCCGGUAGUGAAACGCCUCCUGGGAUGGAAGAAGACUCCAGCAGGGAGUGGAGGAGCAGGAGGAGGAAUAGGAGGAGUAGGGGAGCAAAACGGAGGAGGACAGGAGGAGAAAUGGUGCGAAAAAGCUGUGAAGAGCCUGGUGAAGAAGUUGAAGAAGACGGGGCAGCUGGAUGAGCUGGAGAAAGCCAUCAGCACGCAGAACAGCAAGACAAAGUGUGUCACCAUACCCAGCAAUUGCUCAGAUCUAUGGGGUCUAGGCUCAGGCCACACGAUAGAGCAGUGGGACUCUGCAGGCAUGUAUGGAUACCCUGACCACAGCAGGUCACUGGACGGGCGUCUUCAGGUGUCUCACCGUAAGGGCCUGCCCCACGUCAUCUACUGUCGCCUGUGGAGAUGGCCCGACCUUCACAGCCACCAUGAGCUGAGGGCCAUUGAAACCUGCCAGUACGCCUUCAACCUUAAGAAGGAUGAAGUGUGUGUCAAUCCUUACCAUUACCAGAGAGUGGAGACGCCGGUUCUGCCUCCGGUGUUGGUGCCACGCCACACAGAGAUUUUGACAGAGCUUCCACCUCUAGAUGACUUUACAAACUCCAUUCCUGAGAACACAAAUUUCCCUGCUGGCAUAGAUCCUCCUAAUAACUAUAUACCAGAGACUCCUCCACCUGGCUAUAUCAGUGAAGAUGGAGAGACUAGCGACCAACAGAUGAAUCAAAGUAUGGAAUCAGGCUCACCAGCAGAACUGUCACCAAACACCUUGUCACCUGUCAGUCACGGCCUGGACCUUCAACCGGUUACCUACAGUGAACCAGCUUUCUGGUGCUCUAUAGCCUACUACGAGUUAAACCAGCGGGUGGGAGAGACGUUCCACGCCUCACAGCCAUCUCUGACUGUGGAUGGAUUUACUGACCCUUCCAACUCCGAACGCUUCUGUCUAGGGCUUCUCAGCAAUGUUAACAGGAAUGCAACUGUUGAAAUGACAAGGAGACAUAUAGGUCGUGGUGUGAGGUUAUAUUACAUCGGAGGGGAGGUGUUCGCCGAGUGCCUCAGCGACAGUGCCAUUUUUGUCCAGAGUCCCAACUGCAACCAGCGAUACGGCUGGCACCCUGCCACAGUCUGCAAAAUACCACCAGGUUGUAAUCUGAAGAUUUUUAACAACCAGGAGUUUGCUGCACUGCUGGCCCAGUCAGUCAAUCAGGGGUUUGAGGCAGUCUAUCAGCUGACCAGGAUGUGCACCAUCAGAAUGAGCUUCGUCAAGGGCUGGGGAGCAGAGUACAGACGUCAGACAGUAACCAGCACCCCUUGUUGGAUUGAGCUGCAUCUCAACGGCCCCCUCCAGUGGUUGGAUAAGGUGUUGACCCAGAUGGGUUCACCAUCAGUGCGUUGCUCCAGUAUGUCCUAAACACGGUUCUGCUGCUGCCGACGCAAAGUCAGACUGACAUUUCACAAUGUUUGACCAGUGUGUCCUAAAGGAUACCACCAUGCAGUCUUAAACUGAUGUACUAACAUCAUUAUAUAUAAAAAAAAAAAAAAUUAAAAAAAAAAAGGAUUACACAAUGGACCUGGAAGAGGAGAGAAUGACAUCACUGAUGGACAAUAGAGGAAUGUUAACAGUGAUGUCACCGUGGGCCUGAUUACCUUUUGGCUCUGUUGGAUCAACGUCAGGCUGACAUUCCAAUAAUCACGGACCUAAUGAUUGAAAUCACCCUGCAAUAUCAAAAUGACAAGAGAGUGAUGUCAUAACGGACCAGACUACAUUAAUGUUUUUGGUAUUUGACUGAGGCUCUGAUCCAGGAACACACAGCGGGAGAGAACUCAGUGACACGACAGCGGCUGUUUUUUCGGGGAUUGAGCAUGUGACCUUCUAGUUACAGGACAGUCUCUCCAACCACUAAUCCACAUCUUGCCUCCUCACUACCUACCUACCACAGCACAAGCUUGAUUCAGUGUCAAGAUUUUUUUUUUUUCGUUUACACAAGGUUGACCAACAGCAGAACUGCUACUCCAGGCUCAUGUUCAACCAAAGUCAACUUCACGCCUGGAUAUGAAUUUUUUUUAGUGUUUCUUGGUUUCGGUGACCAAACUUCCAUUCAGUUUUUUUUUUUUUAUCUGAGAGUUCCACUUUUCAUGAUUUCCUCCUUAUCAGUCCAGCACUGUCAUGAUCAUAGACCUGAUAACGCUGGACUGCAUUGGUCUUCAGCUCCUAGAGUGGUGACAUGUUGACGUCUUUAAUUAAUGAUACAUACCCCCAUGUUCACAUGUACACACACACACAUACUGUAACACGGACACACUUAAGCAAUUCAUUCACCGCUUAACUUACUAUUUUAACAUCUCUGUUUUGACAUAACAGCAAAAAAAAUGUCCUCAUUGUGAAAUGUUUGAACCACGAGUCUGCAGCAGAGCAGAUGUUUGAGUGUGGAUCAGAGCUGAAACAAAGAUGUCUUUUAAUCUUCUGUGAGAAGUUUUUAUUUUAAAGUGCGGUCAAUGGCUAUCCAGCACAGAAGAUAACUGGAAUGAGUAAGCUAAGGAAUCCUCAGAGCAAGAGCGUACAACAUGUCACUGUACUGCUUUCCCUCCUGCACACUCUUUCUCUCACGCUCUCUCAUUCUCUGCAUUAACUUUUUUUACCAUUAUAUCAUCUGGUUUUAUGAAGGGGAGUUGUUUGUAGGACUUGGAGAUAUUCAGGGCUCUGUAUAAAUGCAAGAGUCUAAGCCGCAAUGUCGCCCCCUGCUGUGUAACAGACACGAAGAUUAACACCCAUCACUCUAUGUUUCACUGAUGAAGACAUUCCACAAGUCUCUCUUGAUUAUAUGCUUGGACUGACACACGGUUUCCCCAUUAUUGAUAUUGUAUUGAUAGGAAAAGUCCUGCAGUGUGUGACUUUUAAAAAUGGCCUCUAUACUGUACUUGCACUGCCCCAAAUUAUGCACCCUUAUUAUUGCUACAAGAAAGUUGCCUUUUGAUGUAAAGUACAGCAAGAUAUGCUUUGAAAUGUACAGAUAGGAAUGUUGAAAAGCCCAAUGGAAGUGAAGUAAAAAAAGAAAUCUUCCAUAUUUUUAGUAUAUUCACUAUAAAGAUUUUUGUCCUUAUAUUGUGAGAAUUGGCUUAUUCAAAAGCGUCUGGAGUAUUUGUUUGAUUUUAAUUAGACCUUUUGCCCUGAUCUAAAAGCCAGCUGGUACCUACAUCGGUAUUUUAGACUCCAAGUCUUUUCAACUCCAAGUAUUAAAGCUUUAAGUAUUAAACAAGCUAGUUAAACUGCACAGUUAUUAUUUUCUUUACACAUUCUUUUAGCUACAUUUUUUUGUAUUUUCAUGUAUUUUUUUAUAUAUAAAUCUAUUUAAAAUCCUCAAUGCUUUCUUCCUUUUUAUUAGAAUUCAAUAUCUUUUUUUAAAAUAUGCCCUCUGUUUGAAAUGAUUGCAGCUUGACGAUGAUUUAUGAAGUAUGUAGCAUAGGAUGUAACAUUUUCACUGAACGUAUCACUGAAAACAGUUUGUUAGUUCAAAUUGUGUGCUUAAUGACUUUGAGGCCAAGUCAUCAUAAUUACCAUACUCUUCUAGAGUUACCAGUUAAUAUAUAGCAAUAUUUCUUUUCUUUUGAUUUUUGAAAAUGUAAUUUGGCUGCUAAAACAGUAAAUGUGGUAGGGGAAUUUUGGAAUCUAUCACAUAUUAUAGCCAUCUAAAAAGCUAGUUUCUAAGAAUGUGACCCAAAUUAUGAUAGUGCUGUCCCAAAGACUGAAUGCAUGCAUGUCUUGUACAUUGCAGAUCAUUUGUGUCAAAAACCUAAUAGCUUCAGCUUACAGUUAUUGAAUUUUAUGACUUAUAAUUGAAAGUUGCUUCAGUCCUCUGGGGGUUUGAUUAGUUGCAUGGCUCUACAAAUCAAGAUAUCUGUCUAAAAAUGUUUCUAUUUUCAGUAAACCAUUGCCAUCAAAAAAUUAUGAUAGAAGAUACUGACUUUUUAAGAUAUUAGGAUUUAAUCCAACAACUGGGCAAUACAGAAUUAUGUUUCAAUAUCACAGCAGUUGGUAUUAAUUUUUAAAGUUGUAAGUUUGGAUGGUAUUGAAUCCUGUCUUUCUUAAGCAACAUAGGACAUUCCAGUACGCAGUGUGAAAACUGCCUCCAAUUACAGCUUUGCAGCUGUUUGAUUCUCAUGACUGUUUGGUUAUACACUGUUAAUUUGCCGUGAGUGUGUUUACAUGCACACAGGAUAGUAUAUCCUAGUCAAGGCCUCUUUACUGUAAGAGCGUUGCUCAUGUGUAUCCCAGCAUUAAACACAUAAGCAGAAUGUUAUGGAUAUAUUAUGAUAAAUGGGAUUUUAAGUGGGACAUGUAAAUAUAUGUAAAUGGGACUAGGUGUGUACUCAUACUGUCACAUUCCAGAUAUCUUGUUUCACUUUCUCCAAACCGUGACCAAAACAUGACACGGGUCUAAACAUGAUGUCGGUGCAUGUAAACACUAAACACACUCACAUUUUGAGAUGACACCCUCUCCUACAAGGGGACGUAUUUUGGCAUUUGGACCAAGUUGAAUGAUUGACAGUUUUCAAAAUCUCAAAAGUAAAUGCUAGUCCUGCAGGACAAAGUGAGCCACACUUUUUCAGUGAAAACCGUUUUCUUCAUUCAUCUAGCGUUCACCUUGGUCAAAUUCGAUUGUACUCGUAUCCAACAACAGGGAUGUUUGUCUCCCUGUAUGUGUAUUUAUCUGUCCUCCUGUCCUGUCUUUUUCCCAGUCUGUCUUUUUUUUUCACUUAUUAAGGAAAAAGUUGACUGGAGUUUUCAAUGCCAAGGUCAGUACACAUGCUUAAAUGUAAUGUUUCCUUACGGUUGUUGUAUCAAUAAUAACCUACAUGUUUGUUCUAUGCAGUGACACUGAUUGUUUGGACUGUAUACUCAGAAACAUUUAUACAUCGCUUUUUUCUGAUUUUACAGUUCUAUGAGAGUUUCCAGGGUCCAGCAAGAGCCUUUGUAUCUGAUUUUUUUUUUCUUUAAACCAACUAGCUUUUCUCACUUCCUGAAAAGUCUGUUUUUGAAUUGCAAGAUGAGGCCAAAUGAGGUUUCAUGUAGGCUCCAUCUACACGUUGUAAGGGUCCACAUUGCUAUAUACAGGUCACAUAUUGUUGUUUUUUUUUCUUUUGUGAUGGACAAUUGUGUAUUCCCAAAUGAGCCUCUUUCUGAUGGAUUUCUAAGAAAUCGGCUUUUUGGAGAAAGUGAAGUUUCUGUCCCUAGUGAUGUUAUUGUAUAGUUGUGCUUUCAUUUUUACCUUACAUGCUGUUUCUUUUCCUUGCUAUCCACAGAUCAUAUUCCAUUAGACAACAAGCUGUUAGGAUUUCUGUCUUCAAACACUGAUGAUGAUCUUCAUAGGCUUUCCAGCUAUUCUGCAUAUACAGACAACUUCUUACAGUGUACACUAAUAAAGCUGUUUUAAUUCAA
This is a messenger RNA of Thunnus maccoyii (southern bluefin tuna), 5882 nucleotides long. It is a transcript of the gene smad2, whose product is annotated as SMAD family member 2. Gene Ontology annotation, biological process: cell differentiation; BMP signaling pathway; regulation of transcription by RNA polymerase II. The coding region runs from base 432 to 1856 and encodes 474 amino acids. NCBI's taxonomy places the organism in Eukaryota, Metazoa, Chordata, Actinopteri, Scombriformes, Scombridae. The transcript has 11 exons. The record is from RefSeq and is a predicted model, not a curated record. Gene Ontology annotation, molecular function: DNA-binding transcription factor activity, RNA polymerase II-specific; RNA polymerase II cis-regulatory region sequence-specific DNA binding; I-SMAD binding. Gene Ontology annotation, cellular component: heteromeric SMAD protein complex.